AUGGCCAUAACGGUGGACGACGAGGAAGGCGUCGAGCUCGCAGAGCUAUCCCUGAACGACGACGGACAUAGCGAUGGAGGGGAGGAGAGACGUGGAGAAGGAGGAGGAGAGGGAGAAGAAGACCAGGCUCCUCUGCUGGCAGCCGACGAUGAUGUUCGAGCCAAGAGGAGAGCCAGACGGGCAAGGAAGCGCGAGACGCAGUCGGCCCUGCUCCGGCGACACCUGCGACUCCUGUGGAAAACCCUGUGCGGGUUGCUGUGCCUGGGCGCCGUCGUCUCCGCCGCCGUGACCCUGGUGGCCGCGAUCGAGCUGCGCCGACACCUGGGCAGGUCCUUCUUCGCGCUACCGCUGGCCGUGCACCUGCUGCUGGACGCCCUGCUCGCGCUGAUCCCGCUGCUGGUGGCCAGGGGGGACGGGGAAGGGGAGCCCCCCCCCCCGGGCCCUACCUCUCAGGUGGAGUUCCAGCGGCAGCUGCGGGCGGGCCGGACCAUCGCCCAGGCCCGGCGGCGGCCGGAGGAAGACGACGAGGCCUGCGGCGGCGGCGGCGCCUGCUGCUUCCGGCUCGGGCUGUCUCGGCGGACCUCGGCCGCUCUCGCGCUCGCGUACAGCCUGGUGGACGCCGCCUGGUGCGCCGCCUUCGCCGUGGCCGUGUUGGUGGCGGCGUGGGCCAUCGCGGUGGAGGCGGACGGCACGGUGGCACCCGAGUGGCGGGGCAUGCACGCCGCCCUGACCGCGGCGGUCGUCUUGAGCGGGGUCGCGUCGGGCGUCAGGGUGCUAGCGGCGAUCGCGAUCGGGGCCUACCUGAGGUCCCGAUCGCGCCUGGUGUACGUGCUCCGCAACACGGACGAGCCCCCCUGGCACUACACCAUGCCGCCGAAGAUGCAGCGGCUGGCCAUCCGGCAGGCGACGCUGCUGUUCGCCGGGUCCUGCCUGCUCGUGGCGAUCGGCGCGGGGAGCUACAUCCUCUGCUUGACAGUCGACACCGAAAGUGCCGAACACUACGACCACUGCGACCCGCUCGACACCACCCUCUGCGCCCUGCCCUUCCCAUCCUCCUUUUUCUUGGAGGAGGAUGUGUCAGAAUCGUCAUCAUCGGCGAUGGCGGCGAGAGGGACGGGGUACAGGGUGUCCUUCGGGCCCAAGAGCUUGCCGUACACCCGGGGACGGAUAAACGUGUCCCCUGAUUCGGUUAACGCCUACGACGGUUUCUCGACGCUCGCACCCAUCUUGUUUUACCUCGAGGGAAUGUCGGCGAGCGGCUUCGCCGGUCCCGGGGACAUCGGGGCCUCCCUGCACGCCAACUCCACCACCUGGCUCAUCGACGCCGACACGGGCGGGAUGGUCCCACACUUCGCCGAGUUGGACGCCCUGGACCCUGAGAAACCGCUGGCUAUGCUUCAGCCCGCGGCUCCUCUGCGCCACGGGACGCGGUACAUCGUGGCGGUGUGUGGGGCGCUGGGCGACUGGGGGGAGCUUCUCCCGCCAACCCCUGGUUUCCAAGAGCUCGUGGAGGCGUCGCAGGCGGACAGGACGACGAAGAUACACCCCGACCUCCGCCGCCGGGCAGACCGGUUCUCGAGGGAGAUAUUUCCGGCCCUGAGAAACACGGGGCUGGGCGGCUUGAGUGUCGGCGGCUCUGCGCGAGCCCUUUCAGGUGGGGUCGCGGAAGAGGGCGAUGGUGGCUCGGUGUUACCGCCGUCCGACUCUCCGCUUUCCUCUAGCGGCAGCGGCAGCGGCCGGGGCGGCGGCGGCGGCGGCGGCGGCGGCGGCAGGAGCGGUGAAGGGAGCGGAAACGGCGCUGCCCCCGGAGGAAGAAGAGCAAGACGAAGACUAGCAGGGACGGCGGCGGCGGUUGCGGGGGAAGGGUGGGGGGAAGGGGAAGGGCUGGUGGGCGCCGGGUUGGGGGACGUGCAGCUCGCGUGGGACUUCGUGACCGCCUCGGAGGGGGGCCAGCUCGGCGUGCUGCGGUCGAUGAGGGAGACCUCGAAGGCCUGGCUGGAGGCUGCUCUAACGUCGACGGGACCGACAUCGGCGAAGCUGCCGCCGCGGCAUCUUCGGGAGAGUGUUGACCUCAGCGGAGGCAUUCCGGCAGGGGUCGCCGGGCAUCGAGACAGAGACAGAGGAGGUUUUAGUGGAAGCGAGGGGAGCGGUAGUGGCAGAGAAGGAGGCCGGCGGCGGCGCGUGACGUCGGACGGGCAGCAGCCGGCGUCGGCGGCGCUGUACCGGGUGGUGUCGGUGGAGGAGUCCGCCGACUACAACAACGACGGCGACGACGACGGCGGGGGUUUUAACGCCGAGCACCCCGCGAUCGUGCGGACGGUCUGGGGAAGGCUGCGGGCCCCGGCGUUCACGUCCCCGUCCUCUCGCGGCGCCGGCCUAGAGACAACGCCUACCACAACGACGGCCAACAACAACGACGACGUCAGGUUCGUCGUCAGAGUCCCGCGCUGCGUGGCCCUCGGGCGGAAGCGGCCGGCCGCUCUCGUGCAGUACGGCCACGGGCUGUUCGGCGACCGCGCCGAGGUGGAAGACGGCUUCCUCGACUUGAUGGCGGAGAGGGGGGCCUGGGUCCUGGUCGCCGCCGACUGGAGGGGGAUGUCGCGCAUCGACCUUGCCGUGGUGGCAAGGGCGCUGGUGUCGGCGCCGGAGCUGCUGCUUGCGGGAACGCCGGAGGACCUUAUGCAGGGCUUCGUGAACCAAGAGGCCGCGCUCACCGUGGUGUCACGGCGCCUGGGAGACUUCCUCGGCGACCGCGCGACCCCGCUGUCGGAGGAGGAGGCGCGGGCCGUGCCCCUGGCGUUCUACGGGAUAUCGCAGGGGGCGAUCCUGGGUGCCGGCUACACGGAGUUCUCCUCCUUGGUACCCGACGACGACACCCCGCCGCCGUGGGGCUGGGUGCACAUGUGCGUCCGCCACGACCCGGACGCCGAGCAGCAGGUGCUCGAGUUCGUCGAGACCGGCUGCGUCGUGAACUUCUGCCGCGGCGCGUGCGAGCGGCCCUACUGCCGGCGAGCGUGA
Messenger RNA from Ectocarpus siliculosus, 3018 nucleotides. Lineage: Eukaryota; Phaeophyceae; Ectocarpales; Ectocarpaceae. The record is from the annotation of a GenBank genome assembly.